Molecule: messenger RNA, 3745 nt
Organism: Labrus mixtus (cuckoo wrasse)
Lineage: Eukaryota; Metazoa; Chordata; Actinopteri; Labriformes; Labridae
Gene: tyw1
Product: tRNA-yW synthesizing protein 1 homolog (S. cerevisiae)
Exons: 16
Coding region: 87-2357 (756 amino acids)
Biological process (GO): wybutosine biosynthetic process
Molecular function (GO): catalytic activity; FMN binding; 4 iron, 4 sulfur cluster binding
Source: RefSeq, a predicted model, not a curated record
CCCAGCAUGCAUUUCGGCACAACAACAUGGUUGCGCACAUCAUCACUUGAUAAGGGUUGAGUGUUUUAUUAAAGCGUUUUGCAGCGAUGCUGAGUUUUUUCUUAUAUAUCUUACCUUUCGUGAGUUGCGUGUCUGCCUUGGACACCACAGUGUCCCAGCAUGCCCACAGUCCCACUGAGAGCUGCGUCAUGUGGAUAUGGCACAACAGGUUGUACUUGUAUGCAGCUGCAGCUCUCGUCUUUGGGAUCUGGUUCUCCGUGAAGACCGUACUGAGGAAGAAAAGCUUCUCCAAAGACGUCGGCUCAUUGGUCCUCAAAGCGGUGAAGAAGGACGACUGCUCGAGCAGAGACGCCGUGGUUCAUGUGGCCGCUGUUAAAAUCUUCUACGGCUCACAAACUGGAACAGCAAAGGGCUUUGCAAAGGAGCUGUCAGAAGAGGUGGAGACUUUGGGAAUACCGGCGGAGGUGAUUGACAUGAAAGACUACGAUCCAGACGAUCAUCUUGCAGAGGAGUGCUCCAACAAGUCGGUCUGUGUGUUCCUCGUGGCGACCUACACCGACGGCCGGCCCACAGAGAACGCCGAGUGGUUCUGUAAGUGGCUGGAGGAGGCGUCCACCGACUUCAGAUACGGAAAGACGUUCCUCAAAGGCCUCAGAUAUGCAGUGUUUGGUCUCGGGGACUCCGUCUAUAGUGGUCACUACAACACGGUGGGUAAAAACGUGGACAAGUGGCUGUGGAUGCUGAGCGGCGUAAGGAUCAUGACCCGGGCAGAGGGCGACUGCAAUGUGGUCAAGAGCCGUAAUGGCAGCAUCCAGGCCGACUUCCUGGCUUGGAAGAUCAAGUUCCUGAACCGCCUGCAGGCUCUGGCCAAAGGCGAGAAGAAGAGCUGCAGGGGGAAGUGUAAGACCGGAGGCUCCUGCAAGAGCAAGAAGAAAGAGGAAGAGCAGCAGCAGGAAGAGGAAGAGGAGGAGGAGGAGGAGGAGGAGGAGCUUAACAGAUCUGAGGAGGAUCUGAUGGAGUCGAGCAGUGAUGAGGAGGAGUCUGGCGAGCGAAAAGAGAAAAGGUCAGGCUCCGUGGUCGACAUGGAGGACCUGGGCAACAUCAUGAGCAGCGCCAAGAAAGCAAAGAGCAAAGCUGAAGGUGGAGGAGACGGCCCGAUGGUGAAGCUGUCCAAGUUGAACGGAGUGAAGAAGGUUGUAGAUGAAGAGGAGAGAAGAGAGAUGAUCACGCCCGCUCUCAGAGACGCACUGACAAAACAAGGGUACAAACUCAUCGGAAGUCACUCAGGAGUGAAGCUCUGUCGAUGGACCAAGUCUAUGCUGCGAGGGAGAGGAGGCUGCUACAAACACACUUUCUAUGGUAUCGAGUCUCAUCGCUGCAUGGAGACCACCCCCAGCCUCGCCUGUGCUAACAAGUGUGUCUUCUGUUGGAGACAUCACACCAACCCUGUGGGCACCGAGUGGCGCUGGAAGAUGGACCCUGCUGAGACCAUCCUACAGGACGCAGUGGACAAGCACCAGGGCAUGAUUCGACAGUUCAGAGGUGUCCCAGGGGUGAAGCCUGAGCGGUAUGAGGAGGGUUUGAAAGUCAAGCACUGCGCCCUCUCCCUGGUGGGUGAGCCAAUCAUGUAUCCUGAAAUCAACACCUUCAUCCGCCUCCUCCACUCCCACAACAUCUCCAGUUUCCUGGUCACCAACGCACAGUUCCCACAGGAAAUCAGGACUCUGGUGCCGGUCACUCAGCUGUAUGUCAGCGUGGAUGCGAGCACUAAAGACAGCCUGAAGAAGAUCGACCGUCCACUGUUCAAAGACUUCUGGCCUCGCUUCCUGGACAGCCUCCGGGCGCUGGGGGAGAAGAGGCAGAGGACGGUGUACAGACUGACGCUGGUCAAAGCCUGGAACGUGGAGGAGAUGCAGGCGUACUCCGAGCUCAUCGCUUUGGGCCAGCCAGACUUUGUGGAGGUCAAGGGAGUGACAUACUGUGGAGAAAGCUCUGCCAGCACUCUGACCAUGGCUAACGUCCCCUGGCAUCAGGAAGUGGUCGCCUUCGUCCAGCAGCUGGCCGACAUGUUGCCUCAGUAUGAGAUCGCCUGCGAACACGAGCACUCCAACUGUUUGCUCAUCGCACACACAAAGUUCAAGGUGGACGGCGAGUGGUGGACGUGGAUUGACUACGAGCGCUUCCAGGAGCUGGUCCGGGUCCACGAGGAGAGUGAAGGGCAGGAGAGCUUCUCUGCGUUGGACUACAUGGCUGAGACUCCCAGCUGGGCUCUUUUUGGAGCCCGUGAGCAAGGUUUUGACCCCGCGGACACACGCUUUCAACGACGCAACAAAACCAAAGACAUCUCAGGAUGCUGAUAGACGAGAGAGAGAGAUGAGAGGAGGUAGGAUGAACUGAGUGAUCUCUAUAGCAGACAUACAUGUAAGGGAAUUAGGGGUUACGUUGUUUUAUUAUUUUGAUGAUUUUCAAAUCUACUGUCCACAGCCGCCCUCUUUUCUCAUCUGAACGCUGCCCCGCUCUUUUUUUUUCUUUCUCUCUAAAAUCAGACUUUUUAUUGGCUUGACCCCUGAGAUCGUCCGAAACCAGAAUCACUUCCUUCACUUUAAUAUAUCGAGACAUUCCCCCCCUAACAUCGACUUUAAGUGUUCUUUUACUUCCUAAUCUAAACGCACAUAAUUUUUUUUUUUAAUUUCUGUUUUGCUUUUUGUUUUUAAUGAGGUUAUUAUUCUGAAUGUCUUUGUCUUUGAUCUUUUCUACCAUCUGUCAGCACUUGGGGAGGUUAACACUGAAAUGGUCUGACCUGGCUGUGAUGUCAUCUCCAGCCUCGUUUCGGAUGUUUUUUUUAUAAUCCAUUGCACAGUUCAGGGCAUGGUCAGCCUGGAAGAAUACACUUCUUUUAUCCAGACACCUCUGCUCUUCCUCCCACAUUAAGACAACAGGUGUGUUAACAUGUGGAGAGAGAGAGAGAGAGAGAGAAGAGCAUCGAGGCUGCGUCUCCACUCGGGAGGAUCAAGCUUCUUGUUGCUCUCUUUGUUUGAGUUUGUUCAGUCCAAAGUCCGUCUGAAUGGUAGAAAACACCUUCAUAUACAACUCUUUACAAUGACAAACUUCAACUUCAGAAAUACUUGACAUGUUUGAGUGACCUGAUACUGAAGGCAUAGUCUCUGGGGAAAGAGAACGCAUCAGUAGUGCUGAUUUAAUACAAUAAGUUAACAAACUUAAACUCAUAAAUCAAUUUUGUGCACUGCAGUUAAAUUGCAGUUUGCAUCUGUGUAAAAAAAAAAAAAAAAAAAAAAGUGCAAUCCCCGUUCUCAGACUAUAUCUGGUCUGAAACCACUUUGUUAAUCCUCCUCACUGCUCUUAAUGAAAUAAAGAAAAAGACUUGCACAAACUGCUGAUGUCCAUCACUGAGAGUAUGAACCCAAAUGCACAAAUUCAGCCUUCACUCAGGAUGGAAGGACCGGACUGAGGACUAUGAAGAGACACAGCAUGGGGGGGGGGGGGGGGGGGGGGGGGGGGUGUAGUUUCAUAUCAGUCGAGCCCGAGUCAGCCUCUUUGAGCAUGGCAGCAUGAAGCCUAAGUUACUGAUUGUUUUUUUUAUGACGCUGUGAUUUUAAGUUCUUUGAUUUGUAAAUUCUGAUGUAAAUGUUUACGUCCGUUUUGAUUGGUUCUGUGAGGUCUCCCUGCUGGAAGAAACCGAAUGUGUUUAAAUACGUCAACAGAAUAAAUGUAUUUGGGAUAUUCA